This is a messenger RNA of Ustilago hordei, 1533 nucleotides long. RefSeq lists its product as uncharacterized. The transcript has a single exon. Lineage: Eukaryota; Fungi; Basidiomycota; Ustilaginomycetes; Ustilaginales; Ustilaginaceae. The record is from RefSeq and is a predicted model, not a curated record. Bases 1 to 1533 code for a protein of 510 amino acids.
AUGUCGAAACGAGCCGCGUCUUCAUCCUUCACCACCCCCGCUACUUGCCAAAGCAAGCGCACCAAAGCUGGUCCCUCCACGGCCAAGUCCAAGCGUCCACCCUCGCCUCCCACCUCAACUUGCUCAUCAGGACCUAUUCAAGUUGCGCGUCUAUCAUCCACACAUCCGGAAUGGCCAGCUCCAGCGGCCCGCAUGGAAGAAGCAACCUCAUUCCUGCAUACCCUCGCUGCGUCUCCAGCCAGCGACCGAAUCCUCCUUGUCCCCGACAAAGACGCCGACGGACUCUGUUCAGGCGUCAUCAUGUACCGCACCCUCGUCCACGCUCUCGGCGUCUCCCCCGACCGAAUCGAUAUCCAUCUUAUGACCAAAGGUAGCAACCCUUCCGCCGAUGCCCAACGCGAAGCAAUGACAGCAUACAACCCAAAAUGGAUCAUUGUUCUCGACCAAGGCUCCCGCAACGGCCCGGCUCUCGUCCCUGGUGCAGAGCACGGUUGGAAAUCCGAUCGAGAAGAUGCAAUUCGGACAAUGGUAGUCGAUCAUCACUGGCUAGCAGAAGCAAGUUCAGGGCCGGAAGGAUGUCUUGUGCUCAACGCAUGUCAUCAUAAACCCGUCGCUACAGCCUCUCUUCUAACAUGGGUUUUAUGCCGACCUCUAUGGUCAUCCCAUGCCUCGGCUUCAUUGUCGGCAGAAACAUUGAUAGACUACGUAGCAGUACUAGGAACAAUGGGAGAUCUCAGCGUAAACGUUUCAUGGGAUCCACCUUUUCCCGAUCUCACGCCAGAAGUUAAAAAAUGGACCAAAAAACGUCUGGGUUCCGCAAUCGCCCUGCUCAACGCACCCCGCCGAACGCCGGCCUUUGACGUUAUCACUGCUUGGUCUGCUCUCCUUUCCUCCACCUCGCCUCUUACCAUCCUCGAUCCUGCAACGAACAGGCAGGCAGCGCGCUUAUAUGAAGCACGAGAUGCAGUAAGGAUCGAGACGGAACGCUGUACCCACACGCCUCCCAAAUUCGCCAAAGAUGGCCGAGUAGCCUUACUCAGCAUCACUUCAGCCUACCAAGUCCAUCCUUCUAUCGCAAUACGCUGGUCAGGUGCACUUAAGAGCAGGAAUUUGCAGGUUGUCAUGUGUGCUAAUGAUGCGUAUAACCAAGGGUUGGUGAAUUUCAGCUGUCGUAUUGCACAAGUCGCUAAAAAGCGUGGUGAAGAGGUGGAUAUUAUUCAACUCCUUAAUAGCUAUGCCGAUCGAGAUGAGCACUGGAAGAGCCAGCUGAUGCAGGCACUGGGUGGCAAUCUGUUUAAUGGUCAUCCUCAGGCGAGCGGUGGAAUCUUUCCAAAGGAACAUUGGGUUAAGUUUAUCCAGUUAAUGCAAAUCGGCUUGUCUCCUGAUAACUCGGAAAGAGAUCAAGGCACAGGUCGAGGCAAGAAUAGCUUUCCCGUGCAAAAAAAUAAUUUGUUGACAAUGGGCUUCUCUACUUUACCCAAAACCUCCGCCAAGAAACAAAGAUUUAGCACCGACACAGUACAAUCUGAGUGA